Nothobranchius furzeri (turquoise killifish) is the source of this 2118-nucleotide messenger RNA. RefSeq names its product tyrosyl-DNA phosphodiesterase 1 (gene tdp1). Gene Ontology annotation, molecular function: 3'-tyrosyl-DNA phosphodiesterase activity; single-stranded DNA binding; double-stranded DNA binding. Lineage: Eukaryota; Metazoa; Chordata; Actinopteri; Cyprinodontiformes; Nothobranchiidae. The record is from RefSeq and is a predicted model, not a curated record. Gene Ontology annotation, cellular component: nucleus. Gene Ontology annotation, biological process: DNA repair.
CCGCUAUUCAAGCGGAACCUUUUCAAACAGAUUGAAGUUUCAACCCGGACUCGUGUUUCGUGAGCACCCUCCUCCUGCAGGCAUGCUGGAUGUAAACAACAGACUUUCUUUUCACAACAGAGUAAAACUGUAGCUGCGCACCUGUCUUGGUAAAGCAUGUCUCUGGACAGUCAUCAUGGGAAGUGGACCAUCUCCAGCAGUGAUGAUGAAGAUGAGCUUCUUCCCCCUUCUGGGACUACAGGUGCCAGUUCCCGUCAGACAGCUGAAAUCAGCCACAGCUCUCCUCCAUCUGCCUCUCCGGUGACGCUGAAGGCAGAAGCAGCCAGGACACCGGUGUCCUCUCGCUCUGUUGGCUCUGAGGCUAGACGAACUGCCACAAAGAACCAGAUAAACCCAGUAAGAUACAAAACCAGCCCUUCACUGGCUGGGAAGAGAAAGAAUGAGUUGUCAGAAGGUACAGGCUGGGCCCUCUCGGACAGCGAUGAAGAUGAUGGAGCUGUGAAACAGAACAAUCAGGCUAAUCUGCCAAAGCGAGCUCCUCUGAAACCUGAGACUAAAAAGCUAAAAGCAGAGAGCGAGCGUCCUCCAAGUCCUCAUGGACGACAGUACUAUAUAGAUGAGUCGGAGGACUUCUUUGAGUCCUGCACUCCUCGUCUUGAUGACACUUACAGAUUCUACCUCAACAAAGUCACAGGACUGGACCGAGAGUACAACAGCGGAGCUUUGCACAUCAGAGAUCUUCUCUCCCCGUUGUUUGGAACGCUGAAAGAGUCUGUUCAGUUCAACUACUGCUUUGAUAUUGCUUGGAUGGUUAAACAGUUUCCUCCAGAGUUUAGGGAUCGCCCGGUUCUGAUCAUCCAUGGAGAUAAGAGGGAGGCCAAGGCUCGGCUCCUGCAACAAGCCCAGCCCUUUCCACACGUUCGCUUCUGUCAGGCCAAGCUGGACAUUGCUUUUGGAACUCAUCACACGAAGAUGAUGCUGCUGUGGUACGAGGAAGGCUUCAGAGUCAUCAUUCUCACCUCCAACCUCAUCAGAGCUGACUGGUACCAGAAGACACAAGGGAUGUGGAUGAGCCCUCUGUUUCCACGGUUACCAGAGGGGAGCAGACCCAGUGCAGGUGAGUCGCCAACCUUCUUUAAGCGGGACCUGCUGGAGUACCUGGCAUCGUACCGAGCUCCAGAACUUGAAGAGUGGAUCCAGCGAAUCAAAGAGCACGACCUGUCAGAAACGAGGGUUUAUUUGGUUGCCUCGACUCCUGGGAGGUACGUAGGUCCGGACAUGGAGCGCUGGGGCCACCUGAGGCUGAGGAAGCUGUUGCAUGAACACACAAAUCCAAUUCCUGGAGAGGAAAGGUGGCCCGUUAUUGGCCAGUUUUCCAGCAUCGGCUCCAUGGGAGCAGAUAAGACCAAGUGGUUGGCGGGGGAGUUUCAGCGGACCCUGACUACACUUGGGAAAUCCUCUCUGCACCCAAGUCCUCCCAUACACUUGCUGUAUCCAUCAGUAGAAGAUGUAAGGCUGAGCUUAGAGGGAUUCCCAGCGGGGGGCUCUCUGCCCUACAGCAUCCAGACGGCGCAGAAGCAGCUGUGGCUCCACUCCUACUUCCACCGUUGGAAGGCGGAUCGCUCAGGGAGGAGUCAUGCCAUGCCACACAUCAAAACCUACAUGAGAGUGUCACCAGAUUUCACUCAGCUUGCCUGGUUUCUCAUUACAAGUGCUAACCUGUCUAAGGCAGCGUGGGGGGCUCUGGAGAAGAACAACAGUCAGGUGAUGGUGCGUUCAUACGAGCUGGGAGUCCUCUACGUGCCUUCGGCUUUCGACAUGAAGACAUUCCCCAUUGAUGAAACCCCCUUUCCUGUCUCCUCUUCUACCUCUGGUUUCCCUGUGCCCUUUGACCUCCCUCCUACAAGCUAUUCUCCUAAAGAUCAGCCGUGGAUCUGGAAUAUCUCCUACAGCCAGGAGCCAGACACCCAUGGGAACAUCUGGGUCCCUUCCUGAACACUAGUGUGUCUGGUGCCCAUCUGUUCUUUUACCUCUCAGUGCUUUGUUUUACUGUUAGUUAUAGUAAUUUCAUUUUUAUACUGUAUUAUCCCAGUCCAGUAAUAAACUAGAUUCACCUUU